Messenger RNA from Teleopsis dalmanni, 1065 nucleotides. It is a transcript of the gene Bdbt, whose product is annotated as peptidyl-prolyl cis-trans isomerase FKBP5. The coding region runs from base 177 to 1046 and encodes 289 amino acids. Gene Ontology annotation, molecular function: protein binding. The record is from RefSeq and is a predicted model, not a curated record. Lineage: Eukaryota; Metazoa; Arthropoda; Insecta; Diptera; Diopsidae. The transcript has a single exon.
UAAACAAAAAUCACGUACCAUAUACAAAUACUUAAGAAAAAUUUUCCAACACUUGUUUAAAAAUUUACUUUGUUCGAAAACUCUCAUUAUUGCGAAUGCAAAUUUCUUAAGAAGUAGCUUUCUGGAAUAUAAACAAUAACCUAAAGAGGUUUUUUUGAAGAAUCUGGUACAUAAAAAUGGAUUGGUAUAUUGGUACUGAAUGGAAAUUAGAAAAAAAAGGACUAAAGAAAAAGGUUAUCGACUUGAAAUUCACAGAAUUAGAAAAGCCGAACAAAGUGUCAAAAGUGAUUAUAAAAGUAGCAAAAUUUGGAAAUCUCAAUGAUCGGCCAAGUUUAUAUUUACGUGCGGACAAAAUUGACAAUAGUCAGGAACUAACUAUGGGAACGGCUAUAACACCAGUGGAUUACUAUUUGGAAAUGUUAGUGCAACAAAUGGUAUUAGGAGAAAAAGCACAUUGUUUUAUGCGUACUGCGUCUCAUAAAAAUGACGACAACGAAGACAGUGAUUUAAAUUUUAUAAUAACACUAGAAGAAAUUAUAAGCUUCAAAGAAUUUCAUAAAUUAGAUGUAAAGGAAAUGUAUAACUUAGCUGUUCAGUACAAAGAAUGUGGUGUAAAAAUGUUCAAGGAAUACCCGAAGUUUGCGCACGAUUACUUUUCACGUGCGGCUAAAUGUUUAAUUACUUACCAACCGUUUGAGCCUUUAACAGCUGAUGCAGAUGGUGUUGACGGAGAAGAAAUGAAGGCACUGUUGAUACAAAUACAAACAAAUUUGGCAGCCUGUUUGCUAAUGGAAGAACGAUACGAAGAUGUAAUAUAUUUAACACAAUUCGUUGAAUCUGUUGCAGAUCCUUCAGAAAAAAGCAUUUAUCGAAGAGCCGUUGCAUUUUAUAAUAUUAAAGAAUUUGCGAAGGCACAAGAAUUAAUUGAAAAAGUGCCUAACUACAAAGAAAAAAAGGAAUUUGUAAAACUACAACAAAAUGUUAAGCAAAGCUGGACAGUGAGUAACAACCAAUACAAAGAUAUUUUAAAACGCAUGUUCAAAUAAAAAAUAGUAAAAUAAAUUG